Messenger RNA from Caenorhabditis elegans, 396 nucleotides. It is a transcript of the gene C56G3.2, whose product is annotated as NADP-dependent oxidoreductase domain-containing protein. Gene Ontology annotation, molecular function: oxidoreductase activity. NCBI's taxonomy places the organism in Eukaryota, Metazoa, Nematoda, Chromadorea, Rhabditida, Rhabditidae. The coding region runs from base 1 to 396 and encodes 131 amino acids. The transcript has a single exon. The record is from RefSeq and is marked reviewed.
AUGGGGUUUCAUGGUAAUAUCAUUCGUUACUCGUUCACACCGCUUAUCCUCCUCUUCGCUCGGCACUCUGCAACCGCCAGUUCUCUCUUAGACUCUUCUUCCGGCUUGACCCCAGUUGCGGCUCCCCAACCCGCUACACUGGGCGGUCAACAGGCUUGGACUAAUGAACUUGCUCCUGGUAGACUGGAGGGAGCACUUCGUGAUUCUCUCAAGAAACUUCAUCUAGAAUACGUUGACUUGUAUCUUGCUCAUAUGCCAACCGCAUUCAGUGAUGACAUGAGCCAAAAAAUCGAAUCUUCAGUAGAAGACAUCUGGCGUCAGUUUGAUGCAGUCUACAAAGCCGGACUUGCCAAGGCUGUCGGUGUCUCCAACUGGAACAACGAUCAGAUUCGGUAA